AGGUAACUCCCAUCUCCCCACGGGGAUUACGGGGAAGAAAGGCAGUCCCUGCCUGCCUCCCUUCCAUACAUAAAACAGUGCGGCUUUUGCAGGAACUUCUGGAAUGAGGUGUCCCAAAGGAAAAACUCUAGGAUGGGAGCGAGUGCGACCCCGGCCGGGCUCCCCCAUCACCCUGUGAUCGAUCUAUUCUGGGGACGUUCGCACUCGGGGCUCUAGAAAACGGAGAAAGGCUCGGAAAUUUCCCACGGUCCUAGACGCCGGCGGGGACAGGGUCUUUUCUACUUUUUGAAGAUUUUAAAGAAAGCAAACCCCAGGCCAGCAGCGGCGGAGCCCACAGUGGCCCGGGGGCGGGGCGGUGAGGCUGCCUCCUCCUGGGCCUCACCCGGCGCGGCUCGAGGCCUACCGCCCUGAGUCGCCUCAGAGAAGUCGGGGCCAGCGGGGUCGCUCCUCCCCACCCACCAAAUCCUGGCCCCAAGGCCCCCGCAUUGGUCCUCACGGAGGUAGCCAAGCUGUAGCGCAGCUCCUCGUCCAAGUCCAGCAAAUCCUCCAUCUCCGCGGCCGCCUGACGUCACUUCCUGGAAACCGACUCUCCCAGCCGCGUCCCUGCUAACAGCCGCGCCCCUCCAUCCCAAUUUUUAAAGGGUACGCAGCAUGGUUCCUGGAUUCUGUGUGCCGUCCUCCAAACUACCGAAUCUUUCUUAAACCUGCCUUGCUUGACAUCUGGAAGCAACCUCCGGUUAUUAAAACUCGCCAAGGCUGCUCCUGCGAGACGAGAAGCAGGGGACAGAAGCAAUGGCCGAGGCAGAAGACAAGCCGAGGUGCUGGUGACCCUGGGCGUCUGAGUGGAUGAUUGGGGCUGCUGCGCUCAGAGGCCUGCCUCCCUGCCUUCCAAUGCAUAUAACCCCACACCCCAGCCAAUGAAGACGAGAGGCAGCGUGAACAAAGUCAUUUAGAAAGCCCCCGAGGAAGUGUAAACAAAAGAGAAAGCAUGAAUGGAGUGCCUGAGAGACAAGUGUGUCCUGUACUGCCCCCACCUUUAGCUGGGCCAGCAACUGCCCGGCCCUGCCUCUCCCCACCUACUCACUGGUGAUCUGACUUUUUUUUUUUUUUUUUAACUUUUUUUUCCCUUUUCUUUUCCAUUCUCUUUUCUUAUUUUCCUUCAAGGCAAGGCAAGGAUUUUGAUUUUGGGACCCAGCCAUGGUCCUUCUCCUUCUUUAAAAUACCCACUUUCUCCCCAUCGCCAAGCGGCUUUUGGCAAUAUCAGAUAUCCGCUCUAUUUAUUUUUACCUAAGGAAAAACUCCAGCUCCCUUCCCACUCCCAGCUGCCUUGCCACCCCUCCCAGCCCUCUGCUUGCCCUCCACCUGGCCUGCUGGGAGUCAGAGCCCAGCAAAACCUGUUUAGACACAUGGACAAGAAUCCCAGCGCUACAAGGCACACAGUCCGCUUCUUCGUCCUCAGGGUUGCCAGCGCUUCCUGGAAGUCCUGAAGCUCUCGCAGUGCAGUGAGUUCAUGCACCUUCUUGCCAAGCCUCAGUCUUUGGGAUUUGGGGAGGCCGCCUGGUUUUCCUCCCUCCUUCUGCACGUCUGCUGGGGUCUCUUCCUCUCCAGGCCUCGCCGUCCCCCUGGCCUCUCUUCCCAGCUCACACAUGAAGAUGCACUUGCAAAGGGCUCUGGUGGUCCUGGCCCUGCUGAACUUUGCCACGGUCAGCCUCUCUCUGUCCACUUGCACCACCUUGGACUUCGGCCACAUCAAGAAGAAGAGGGUGGAAGCCAUUAGGGGACAGAUCUUGAGCAAGCUCAGGCUCACCAGCCCCCCUGAGCCAACGGUGAUGACCCACGUCCCCUAUCAGGUCCUGGCCCUUUACAACAGCACCCGGGAGUUGCUGGAGGAGAUGCAUGGGGAGAGGGAGGAAGGCUGCACCCAGGAAAACACCGAGUCGGAAUACUAUGCCAAAGAAAUCCAUAAAUUCGACAUGAUCCAGGGGCUGGCGGAGCACAACGAACUGGCUGUCUGCCCCAAAGGAAUUACCUCCAAGGUUUUCCGCUUCAAUGUGUCCUCAGUGGAGAAAAAUAGAACCAACCUGUUCCGAGCAGAAUUCCGGGUCUUGCGGGUGCCCAACCCCAGCUCUAAGCGGAAUGAGCAGAGGAUCGAGCUCUUUCAGAUCCUUCGGCCGGAUGAGCACAUUGCCAAACAGCGCUAUAUCGGUGGCAAGAAUCUGCCCACACGGGGCACUGCCGAGUGGCUGUCCUUUGAUGUCACUGACACUGUGCGUGAGUGGCUGUUGAGAAGAGAGUCCAACUUAGGUCUAGAAAUCAGCAUUCACUGUCCAUGUCACACCUUUCAGCCCAAUGGAGAUAUCCUGGAAAACAUUCAUGAGGUGAUGGAAAUCAAAUUCAAAGGCGUGGACAAUGAGGAUGACCAUGGCCGUGGAGAUCUGGGGCGCCUCAAGAAGCAGAAGGAUCACCACAACCCUCAUCUAAUCCUCAUGAUGAUUCCCCCACACCGGCUCGACAACCCGGGCCAGGGGGGUCAGAGGAAGAAGCGGGCCUUGGACACCAAUUACUGCUUCCGCAACUUGGAGGAGAACUGCUGUGUGCGCCCCCUCUACAUUGACUUCCGACAGGAUCUGGGCUGGAAGUGGGUCCAUGAACCUAAGGGCUACUAUGCCAACUUCUGCUCAGGCCCUUGCCCAUACCUCCGCAGUGCAGACACAACCCACAGCACGGUGCUGGGACUGUACAAUACUCUGAACCCUGAAGCAUCUGCCUCGCCUUGCUGCGUGCCCCAGGACCUGGAGCCCCUGACCAUCCUGUACUAUGUUGGGAGGACCCCCAAGGUGGAGCAGCUCUCCAACAUGGUGGUGAAGUCUUGUAAAUGUAGCUGAGACCCCACCUGCGACAGAGAGAGGGGAGAGAGAACCACCACUGCCUGACUGCCCGCUCCUCGGGAAACACACAAGCAACAAACCUCACCGAGAGGCCUGGAGCCCACAACCUUCGGCUCCGGGCAGAUGGCUGGGCUGAGAUGGAGGUUUCCUUUUGGAACAUUUCUUUCUUGCUGGCUCUGAGAAUCACGGUGGUAAAGAAAGUGUGGGUUUGGUUAGAGGAAGGCUGAACUCUUCAGAACACACAGACUUUCUGUGACGCAGACGGAGGGGAUGGGGAUAGAGGAAAGGGAUGGCAAGUCGAGAUGUUGUGUGGCAAUGGGAUUUGGGCUACCCUAAAGGGAGGAGGAAGGGCAGAGAAUGGCCGGGUCAGGGCCAGACGGGAAGACACUUCAGAUCUGAGGUUGGAUUUGCUAAUUGCUUACCACAUCUGCUCUAGGGAAUCUGGAUUAUGUUAUACAAGGCAAGCAUUUUUUUUUAAAGACAGGUUACCAAGACAAAGUCCCAGAAUUGUAUCUCACACUGUCUGGGAUUAAGGGCAAAUCUAUUACUUUUGCAAACUGUCCUCUACAUCAAUUAACAUCAUGGGUCACUACAGGGAGAAAAUCCAGGUCAUGCAGUUCCUGGCCCAUCAACUAUAUCGGGCCUUUUGGAUAUGCUGAACGCAGAAGAAAGGGUGGGAAUCAACCCUCUCCUGUCUGCCCUCUGGGUCCCUCCUCUCAGCUCUCCCUCGAUUAUAUUUCCCCUUGGACACUUGGUUAGACGCCUUCCAGGUCAGGAUGCACACUUCUGGAUUGUGGUUCCAUGCAGCCUUGGGGCAUUAUGGGUUCUUCCCCCCCUUCCCCUCCAAGACCCUGUGUUCAUUUGGUGUUCCUGGAAGCAGGUGCUACAACAUGUGAGGCAUUCGGGGAAGCUGCACAUGUGCCACACAGUGACUUGGCCCCAGAUGCAUAGACUGAGGUAUAAAGACAAGUAUGAAUAUUACUCUCAAAAUCUUUGUAUAAAUAAAUAUUUUUGGGGCAUCUUGGAUGAUUUCAUCUUCUGGAAGAUUGUUUCUAGAACAGUAAAAGCCUUAUUCUAAGGUG
Symphalangus syndactylus (siamang) is the source of this 3970-nucleotide messenger RNA. RefSeq names its product transforming growth factor beta 3 (gene TGFB3). The record is from RefSeq and is a predicted model, not a curated record. Gene Ontology annotation, cellular component: extracellular region. Gene Ontology annotation, biological process: transforming growth factor beta receptor signaling pathway; regulation of cell population proliferation. Lineage: Eukaryota; Metazoa; Chordata; Mammalia; Primates; Hylobatidae. Gene Ontology annotation, molecular function: cytokine activity; growth factor activity; transforming growth factor beta receptor binding.